Molecule: messenger RNA, 1341 nt
Organism: Rhodotorula graminis WP1
Lineage: Eukaryota; Fungi; Basidiomycota; Microbotryomycetes; Sporidiobolales; Sporidiobolaceae
Exons: 6
Biological process (GO): ubiquitin-dependent endocytosis
Cellular component (GO): plasma membrane; cytoplasm; cytosol
Molecular function (GO): ubiquitin protein ligase binding; protein-macromolecule adaptor activity
Source: RefSeq, a predicted model, not a curated record
AUGACCGACGCCCAGCUCGCCCUCCAGCACCAGCGCGACGAGCGCGAGGACCUCGACGAGCCGCCACCGGCACUCUUGCGCGGCCUCCUCACCGUCCACCUGUCCAAGCCGACCCGCAUCAAGGACAUCUCGGUCCGCUUCAAGGGCACGGCGAGGACCGACUGGCCCGAGGGUAUCGGCCCCCGUCGCCUCGACGUUAUGGAGGAGACGCAGCUCAUCAACGUCACCCAGUCGUUCUUCUCGGCCUCGUCGGCGUCGAUGCAGCGUCGUGCGGCGUCGAUCGGGCCAGGCGCAGGCGACCACGGCGACGAGUCGCGCGGCAGGUCGACGAGGCGCGCCGCGAGCGUCGUUCCCGGCCGCCAGGUCAGCCAGGGCCGCUCGUACCCGCGCGACAGCGUCCUCCAGCAGCACGAGUUGGCGCCUGUACCUCUGCACCAGCACGCGCCCGAGGUCGCACGUGCGCCCGGCCUGUCGCGUAUCUCGUCGGAGGAGGACCUCGGCGACCACCGCAUCCCGCCCGUCCUCCCUGGCGAGGCGGCGCCGAGCUACGAGGACCGGCACGGCGCCGGCGGGUCCGAGGUGGUCGGCGACGGGUGGAAGGAGUUCAAGGCGGGCACCUACACGUACCCGAUCUCGAUCACGGUCCCGGCGACGCUGCCGCCGAGCCUGACGUGCGAGUUUGGCCACGUCGGGUACACGCUCAAGGCGACGGUCCACCGGGCGGGCGCCCUCACGACCAACCUCACGAGCUCGACCGAGGUGACGCUCGUCACGACGCCCGGCGAGGAGGACACGGAGGAGAGCGAGAGCAUCGUCGUCGAGCGCUUCUGGGAGACGCAGGUCAAGUACCACGUGGCGCUGAGCGGCAAGAGCUUCCCUAUCGGCGGCCAGAUCCCAAUCAGCAUCCGGCUCAACCCGCUCGCCAAGAUCCGGCUGUACCGCGUCACGGCCCAGCUUGAGCAGAAGACGAGCUACUUUGCCUCGGUCAACUCGGGUCGCAAGCUCACUCGCCACGAGACGCCCAAGCGCUUCCAGCUCCUGCGCAUCGAGAACAAGGACCCGAAGGAGCCGCUUCUGCCAAUCCUGUCCGACGACCCGGACGUCCUCCUCAACCACCCUCUGCGCGAGUUCUUCAUCAACGCCUCUUCCUCGGACGGUCCGCUCUUUUUUCGCCUUUUCCUCUACGACACGCCGUCGCUGCUCGACCCGAUCGGCCCGUGGCACCUCGACGGCCUCCUCCAGCUGCCCGACUGCAGCUCGAAGCUCUGCGUCAGCACGCACCACGAGAAGUCCAACAUCUCGAUCUCGCACACGCUCAAGAUCAUGAUGCGCGUCGAGCGC